AUGUUAAAUAUUCAUCCAAUUUUUACUUGGCUUAAUGAACCAGAACAUGUUGCUCGAUUUCAACGUUAUUUCGGUAUAUUACCAUUGACUGACCACAAACCUGAUCUCAUACCAAAAUCUGAUAAAAAUAAUCUCACUAAGAAAAAUAAUGAUUUAUAUCAUCGAGAACAUAAAACAGAAGUAUCUUAUGAUGCAAAUGUAUUAGAUGAAUGUAUUGAAGAAAUUCAACAUAGUACGAAUCAAAAUGAAAAUAAGAACACAAAUUCUUCAAAAAUUGAUUAUAGAGUAACAUCAUGGUUUUGGUAUUAUUUUUUUCAAUUAGGAUCUGCACUUGGAAAUGAAAUUUUUUAUAUUUUAUUUUUUCCAAUAUGGAUAUGGAAUGUUGAUGGAUGUGUAGCAAGAAAAGUAUCAAUAUGUUGGGCAUUUUUUAUGUUUAUUGGACAAGCAACAAAAGAUAUUUUAGAAAUACCACGACCACUAACACCACCAGUAUUAAAAUUAGAAAAACGUUAUAUUGAAGAAUAUGGUUUUCCUUCUACUCAUGCAAUGUUUGCAGCUGGUAUUCCAUUUACACUUGUUCUUCUAUCACAUCAACGAUAUGAUUUUAAUAUAUGGAUUGGAUUAGGUUGUGCAUUGUGUGUAUGUAUAUGGGUUUGUCUUAGUCGAAUCUAUCUUGGAAUGCAUUCAUUUCUUGAUAUCAUAGGCGGCACUAUUUAUGCAUUAAUAUUAGUCUUUGUUAUGUUUCCAUGUGUUAAUACAAUUGAUAAUUUUAUAUUAGAUUUUACUUUAUCACCUAUACUUAAUUUUUGUCUUGGAAUAUUUUUAAUAAAAUGUUAUCCAAGUGUUAAACAAUGGUCAACAGCUCGUUCUGAUACAACUGUUAUAUUGGGUAGUACAUUUGGUUUUUUAUCAUCAGCAACAUUAUUGAAUGCAAUAGGUUAUCUAGAAAAGCCAAUAUUUCCUCCAACUUAUCCAAUAAUUCCACCAAAUUUAGGUCUUUGUUUUCUACGAACAAUUCUUGGUUUAGUUUUUGUCUAUAUUACACGACAAGUAGUUAAAACAGUUGUAUUACGAUGUACAUGUUCUGUAUAUGGACUUGAUUGGAAAGAUCCAAAUUCUAAACGUUAUGCAAAAGUUGAAAUGCCUUAUUAUUAUUUAACUUAUUUUGCUAUUGGAUUUAAUAUUGGUUUUACAUGUCCAUUUCUAUUUCGUUCUAUAGGAAUUAAUCGUGAUUAUAGUUUUACAGAAUUAUGA
Adineta steineri is the source of this 1254-nucleotide messenger RNA. NCBI's taxonomy places the organism in Eukaryota, Metazoa, Rotifera, Eurotatoria, Adinetida, Adinetidae. The record is from the annotation of a GenBank genome assembly.